CUCGCUCUGCUGCUGUCAGCUCUCUGUGCUCUCUUUGGCUGUUUACUACAUCAAUGGCGGUAGUCUCUUCAUUCUCAGAGUAGAGCUGAGCCGAAGAGGUUAAAGUCUGCAGAAACUAUGUGAAUAGCUGCUGUGUAUGAUGCCAAAGUCCAGCUAUCAAAGAGUGCAGUCAUUUAUUGAGCACCACGAUCAGAUCGACAGUCAGGUGAGUGGGCUGAUUGAAAAGAGGUCUCCUGUGGAUUCUUGCCAUGGAUGAAGAGAUGACGCCUUUGGACUGUCUGCUGCCCUCAGGCACGCAGAGGAUCUGUCUGAUCAUCCUGAACCAGCCUCUUGAUAAGGACUACCUACACAUCCUCUGGAGUAAAGCUCUCCUGCGGGCAUGUGCUGAUGGAGCUGCCAAUCAUCUCUAUGACAUAACUGCUGGAGCCAGAGACAGCUUCCUCCCUGACUAUAUCAGCGGGGAUUUUGAUUCCAUUACUUCGGAGGUCAAAGCUUUCUUUUCAGACAAGGGGUGCAAGCUGAUAGAAACAGCAGACCAGGAUCUCACAGACUACACAAAGUGUCUUGCCAUCAUGCUGGAGGAAAUUAAGAGGCGACAGUUACAGGUGGAUACCAUCGUGACUCUGGGCGGCCUGGCUGGGAGAUUCGACCAGAUCAUGGCGUCUGUUGAGACUCUCUACCACGCUCUGUCCAUGACACACCUCCCACUGUUGAUCAUACAGGGGAGCAGCCUGGCAUAUCUGCUCAGACCUCAGGGUAGCCACACACUGGAGGUGAACACAGGCCUGGAGGGGGGCUGGUGCAGCCUCAUCCCUGUAGGUGGACCCUGCACAACCACAACCACGGGACUCAAGUGGAACCUGAAUAACCAUGUCCUGCAGUUUGGGAAGCUAGUCAGCACCUCCAACGCCUACGAACCUGUCCCCCCUGGAAGCCCCAGGAGGCCUGUCACAGUGACGACGGACCAGCCUCUGCUCUGGAGCAUGGGGAUUCAGGACAGGGAGUGACCCAGAGGAACCCCCUCUACUCUGAGCACUGACGCUUCUCACAGCUGAGAUAGUUUAAUGAGAUGUUAGCAGGAGACCACAAAUUUCACUUUCUUCUUUUAGGAGUCUUAAAAAUCAAGAAAAUAUAUACGCCUAGUUUUUAUACAAAUGUUCAGAUCUUUGCCAAAGACAGUUCUUUUACGUCUUUCAAAACUUGAAUGAUCUGCUGCACUUGAACUACAGAUAAAUCUGUUUGUCAGUCUGCACCUGAUGAUGCCACACUCCAAGCUGCAGAUUAUGCAAAUAUCCUUUUCCCUUAAGGUGAACACAUUUUUGAUUUUAAGUUACUUUUAGUUUCUAAAGAAGUCAUGCUGCAGAGAAAUCCAGAGUGAACCUUCCUUUAAGUGGAUCACAGCCUUGAAUAUGUGCCUUCAGCAUCAGUGCUCUUGUCUCACUGACCUCUUAAAGCACCCUGUUAAGUAUAUUUAGAAAUACAACACACAAAAUGUAAAUGAUUGUGCCUUUGAUGAGUUUAUUAUCAAACUACCGAACGUGAGAAGACGGUGAAAUCCAAAACCAGCUGUAGAGAUGGAUUGUGUUUGAAUUAAAAGGACAAACAGAUUGUGGGUUUCUUUUUGUAUUUGUAUUUUUAUUUACACUGAGAAAUACAAAUGUUGUGCACAGAAUGUAAAAAUGUCACCCCGUCAGUCCCCAAUCACACCAGCCCAAUAACACUUUGCGUCGUUGUCUCCACAUCCCAGAAUUUGAAGUUCGGUCUUUGUUCAGCAUGAUUUAACCUCCACUGGAAGAAAAAGAAGAGAGACGUGAAAAGAUUAGACGGAUCCAAAAUCAUUCCUUUCAGUCUGAAUAAUCAAUAAGUCAGAAAGACACUCCUAGAAAUACAAAGGUUGAGUGUAUCAGCAUCACUGCAUGAUACUUUGCACUGUUCAAAAAUCGUAUUCCAACACACCACAGACAAUCCAGCUCCUGCACUGAUACACUCUGUACAUUCUGACAGCUGAGUGAUGAUACUUCAAAGUUAUUAAACUGUGCACGAAAAUAAACUCAUGAAUGAAACCGC
Messenger RNA from Notolabrus celidotus (New Zealand spotty), 2067 nucleotides. RefSeq names its product thiamin pyrophosphokinase 1 (gene tpk1). The transcript has 10 exons. Gene Ontology annotation, biological process: thiamine diphosphate biosynthetic process; thiamine metabolic process. The record is from RefSeq and is a predicted model, not a curated record. The coding region runs from base 249 to 1007 and encodes 252 amino acids. Lineage: Eukaryota; Metazoa; Chordata; Actinopteri; Labriformes; Labridae. Gene Ontology annotation, molecular function: thiamine binding; ATP binding; thiamine diphosphokinase activity.